Molecule: messenger RNA, 12014 nt
Organism: Osmia lignaria (orchard mason bee)
Lineage: Eukaryota; Metazoa; Arthropoda; Insecta; Hymenoptera; Megachilidae
Cellular component (GO): endoplasmic reticulum membrane; junctional membrane complex; plasma membrane
Source: RefSeq, a predicted model, not a curated record
UCGGUUAGAGAUCUUCUUUCAUUGUCGUUCACCAGUUGGCCACGAGGUCAUUUCUUGCGGGCGUAGAUGGUGUGGCGGCGAGGUCAGCCAACCGUAUCAGAGGAAUCGUUCUAUAUAUUUCCCAGCCGUAGCGGCCAGCUUCGCGAAACUCUUUCGCGAAGUCUAGUGAAUAUUUUAAGACCGACAAGAGUCCGCCGCCGCCGCCGCCGCAUGUAGGAAGAGGAGGCGAGGGCUGAUUCACACUGGUCGCCGUUUCGCACGUAGGAGGAUCAGGGAAACGGCAGUGAGGAUGCUGCUACGAGCCGCGUACGCUGCGUGGACGCCGAACCACCAUCGUCGGGGGAACGGGCCGACCUAGACGAUUAUCGAGGCAGCUUGUUCACCGACCAGCUUUUCGCCGACUGGUCGAGCGCGGAACAAGCUCACAAGCAGCCAUCGAGAAUCAGAGAUAGGGUUAGACGAAGAGGGGGAGAAACGACGAGUGAAAAGAGUGAGAAAGAGAGGGCCACAUUCCGAGCGGAUCACGGAUGCUUAUAGAAGCGUUGCGUAACGGCGUCAGACGGACGGCGAAACCGCGGCUGCUGGCCCGUCGAGUUUCGACAAGUUCGACGAAAAACCCGCUCGCGUCCUCUUCUGGCAUCGAGGCGGACGUCGAACGGCCGCGGACCGAUACUCGCGCCCAUCUCCGACAGUGUGCUGAUCCUCUCUGCCGUUCGUCGUGCGUCCAAUUUCCUACGCGCCACUGAUCGAACCGAUUAAUCGAACCCCCGCAUCCCCUGAUCCCCCCACCCCUAUCCGCGUUUCAUGACUCCAGUGAACAGUGCGAGUGCGAGUGUCAGGAUCAGGACGAUCGACCGCGGUGAUCAUCGCGGUGGUGAGGCAGAAAGAGGAAGUGAAGUAGGAUCAUAGAAGAACGUGUUAGGAGUAGAGAGAGAGAAAGAGAGUGAGAAAAUAAAAGAGGAAAGAGGUGGCUCGCAGAGGGUUGAAAUUCCCAACGGGUGGAUCGAUCCCGCGUGUCCCAGUGCGUUUCAAGGCCACGCGAACUCCGCUCGACGAUCACCCUUCUCGCGGCUGCGAUCCCCUACGAACGGACAGCAGACUCGAGCCUCGACGUCGUCGUCGUUUCGCAUCUCCGCUCCUCGUAUGCCGUCCGAGCAACCGCGACUAAAAUUAACCCGUGUCGAAUCUUAGAGCAUUUCUGAUCUAGCCGAAUGCUUUAGCACCGAAACAUCGUAUUUAUAGAUCGUACACAAGCGAUAACAAAGGGAAGAAAAUACCAAAAAAUAAAAAUAUAAAAAAGAAUCUUGACAAAUUCGAACCGAACGACGAUGCUCGAGUCUCGACGAUCGUAAAGGUGCGCGGUGUCUCGGUGAACGUGAAAAACGCGGUUUUCGUCACACGGGGUGAACGGUGGUUUUUCUUCGGUGAUCUUGCAGAGAUCCGUUGGUGAAACGCGUGAGAGAAGAAGAAACGUGGAGACGAACAGGAAGGAUGAUGGAUCAACGUCCAAAGGGACGGUUGUGCGAUCGUUGCUAACCGGCGGGCACGAUAACGUCCACGAUAACGACCACGACCAAGACGAAGACGCCGACGACGACGACAACGACGACAACGACAACGACGACGACUACCACGAACACGAGGAAGAAGAAGAAAAGGACGAAGAUUAGGAGACACGUGGUGGGGAAAGAACGAGAGGUAGAAGGAGGUGGUGGAUGAAAAGAAGGAGGUGGAAGAGACGAGAGGCGGUGAGAAGAGAUGCAGCAACAGCCACAGUCUGGCCAACAGUCCGGGGCACCGAACGGGGUGGCAGGUGGUGCCCAAUUGCCUCAAACAGGUGGCAUCGGCUCGGCCCAACCUGGAGCGACAGGUACCACCACGACGGUGUCCAAUCGUGCCCAGGUUAACGGCGGCAGAUUCGAUUUCGACGAUGGCGGCACCUACUGCGGCGGUUGGGAAGAUGGAAAAGCGCACGGACACGGCGUUUGCACCGGACCCAAGGGCCAAGGUGCCUACUCCGGUAGCUGGCACUAUGGAUUCGAGGUCUCCGGUGUCUACACCUGGCCUAGUGGGUCUGCGUACGAGGGCCAAUGGCAGAAUGGAAAACGACACGGGCUGGGCAUGGAAACCCGUGGACGCUGGAUUUACCGUGGCGAAUGGACUCAGGGAUUCAAGGGUCGAUACGGUGUCAGACAAUCGACCACGUCCACGGCGAGGUACGAGGGCACGUGGGCGAGCGGCCUUCAGGAUGGAUACGGUUCGGAGACCUAUGCGGACAGUGGGACGUACCAGGGACAAUGGUGCCGUGGAAUGAGACACGGUUACGGGGUCAGGGCAAGUGCACCGUUCGGUUUGGCCAGCCAUUACAAGCCAUCGAAGCAAGUCAGGGCGUCCUUAACGUCGUUGAGGAGCGCGGAUGGCGGGGGUGCAGCUGCGCCGACACCGGAACCAACAGACAGGAGGGAUCGUCGCGUCGACGACAGCAGGGGUGGUUUUGUUUUAAAAGCUAGGAGCGACGAUCCUCCCGCGCGCAGAAAGAGUCUCACCGAGAAGUCUUUGAAGAAAGGCAUCCUUUCAGGUCUAAAGAUUCGAAAACAGAGGAGUACCGGUGACCUGGAGAAACGUGGCACUACCGGUGGCGGAAGUAUUAGAAGCAACGCCAGCUCGGCUUCCUGGAUGUCGACGGAGAGCUCGCAAAGCCAAGCCUCGGCGUCUGUUCACACGGACAGCAACGCGUCUUUCGUCAUCGAGGACGAGCAAAUGGACGCGUCAGUAACGGAGACGUACCUUGGCGAGUGGAAGAACGACAAGAGGACAGGUUUCGGUAUCUCGGAACGAAGCGACGGCCUGAGAUACGAGGGCGAGUGGUUCAACAAUCGAAAGUACGGUUACGGUGUGACCAAGUUUCGCGACGGUACCAAAGAGGAAGGCAAGUACAAGAACAACGUGCUGAUCACCAGCCAGAAAAAGAAGCACCUGUUCCUAAUCAGAUCGGCGAAGUUUCGCGAGAGGAUAGAGGCGGCGGUAAGCGCGGCUCAAAGAGCCAGCAAGAUUGCUCUUCAGAAAGCGGAUAUCGCCAUCUCGAGAACGGCUACAGCUCGAGGAAGAGCCGAGUUAGCGGACAUCGCGGCGGAGCACGCGAGAGAGGACUCGGAGCUGGCCCAACAGACGGCGAAGCAAUUCGCUCCGGACUUUCGGCAGCCUGGCCUGGAACGGUUGCGGAACAGGGAGAUACCCAAGUACGUGCCACCGCCCCAGGACACCGUGCCAGGGAAGAGUAUCCUCCAUAAAACUGGCAGCGUAGAUCAGCCAGGUAGCACGCCCAUGAAGAGUUCUGCCUCGGCUGCGGAAGCCACGUCUACGACUACCACCUCGGCCACCUCUACCGCCAGCAACGUGAUGCAAUCCAUCAGGAGAGCGAGCAUGAAACCACAGACGUCCAAUCAGCUGCCGCAGAAUCAGCUGCCACAAAAUCAACUGACUCAGAACGAAAUACCUAAUCAAGUGACUCCUGCUCAGUUGGUCAAUCAGCUGCCCAUGAGUCAGUUGAACCAGACCACCAUGGGUGCUCAGAAUCCCUACCAGACACAGUAUCCUCAGUCGAUGGCUCAGAAUCCUGUUCAACAGUAUCCUAACAGUAUACCGAAUCAGUAUCAGCAAGCGAGCCAAUUCCAAACCGGUCAGUACGCUCCUCAGAAUCAGUAUCCUGGCCAAAGUAGCCCGUACAAUCAACCGCCGUAUCAACCUAUCAGCCCGCCACAGGUUGAUCAGUAUUUGUAUCAACAGCAACAGCCACUAGGGCCACAGGGCUAUCAGAACGUGCAGGCUUAUCCUAAUCAACAGACAACAGUACCGAAUCAAUAUGGGCCAGGUCAGAUGAAUCAAUACAAUUCUCAGCAGCUAUAUGGACAGCAACAACAACCACCGCCUCAGCAACAUCAACAGACGCAAAUUCAACAACAAUAUCAACCCGACGGUGUCGCAGAUUCGCAACGACCACCGAGUUCCACGAGUAUACGAAGAAACAGCAGGGUCCUUAGUCCCCAGGAUCGACCGGGCACCAUCGGGCAAACGUUAAACGACAGGCUAGAUCAUUACAAGAGGCCGCCCAGUCGUGAUAGUUCGGUAGAUCGUUACGCUAGAGCGCAUUCCCGGUUGACUGGAUCGAGACAGCCAUCCAUUGAUAAAACCGUCACGAACCCACCCCAGGACAUCCUCGACAGGUCAACGAGAGCACCAAGCGCGAUGCGAUCAGGCACACCGUUGAAUGGAUCGGUGGUUGGAAGUGGUACAGCGACGCCGACGUACGCCGCAUCGACUUCCAGUCAAUUCGAAGGGGCGCUUCUGAAGAAUCGUAACCUUGGACAAGACAUUUUGCCGAGUCAAGGUCAGCCUAAACGUACGGAAAGCCUGUACGUAACACCGGGACGAGGACCGACCGUAUCCGGUGGCGCAAGUGGCGGCGGGGGCGGCUUACCGAAGGACGCAGGCCGGACGGUCCCCGCCUUCGCCGCAGCGUCCAAGGGCCGCGCAACCCUCUGAGUAUAAGUAUUAUAAUAAUAUGUACACAACCGGAAACACAAACAUACCUACAUGUGCACCUAACGCAAACAUAUACACACACGCACACGCACACUGCGAUAGAAUAUCGAGAAAAAUUCUUUCGUGUUUCGUCACGAAUCAGAACAAUUUAAGAUGGGCUAUCGAUAGAGAGCAGACCUUGGAUUUUCGAAUGAAAUUAAGAAUAUUCACUCGAGAUAUUGAUAUAAUAAUCUGUACUAAAGAUGGGUAUAAUUUAACCCUCGAACGCUGACGGACGGGUUAAUUAUAACCCAGAUUUACAAAAGGAGUAUUCCAGUUUUCCUCGAAGGAGAAGAUAAAUCGAAAAUUAAUAUUUUAAACGGGCGAAUCAUCGAAGUAGACUUUGCCUUCGUUCAAAAAUCCUUGGUCUAUCCGAAUCAAAUAGUUCCCUAUAAUUUCUCGAGGCUCGAUGAACAUUCCAAUGAAUUCACUCUGAAAACACGCAUUCCAAUUACCUGAUACAACCAGCGAUUGGUGUCUCUGUCCAACAUUUCGACGAUUUCAAUCUCGCAAAGAGAUUCGAUCAAUCGUAUAACUCGUUCGAUCUCUGAACGAACUCGACUCGUUUCAUGUAUAAAGUCACGGUUUACACGAGGCGACGUGUUAACGGGAACAGAGACCGGAACCGUUGUUUGGUGCGCGUCAAAGAGUAAAAUAUUUUCAGAUCGGCACUUUAGUCUCGACGAACUGCGCGUGCCAGACACCGGAAGCUUUUCACCGUAAGUCUAUCGUGACUCGGUUAACAUUCCAUUGAAAGAUGAAAUACAGAAAAAUGCAAACUGUAACGUAGAGAAAUUGUUUAGCGGACCAUCGAAUUAACGAUGUGAAAAAUUACAACCCGUUGAUCCGUCGAAUGGAUACGCGUUGUAAAACGAUCGGUCAAACUUUCAAAUUUCAUUUUUCAUUUUACCUUCUGUUUUCUUUCCUUUGCGCAAAAUUUAACGUACCAGUCACUGAUAGCCUCGAGACAGUGAACGCGUUAAUUGUUACUUUGAUCAAACCCUGGAACGGCGGAGCCUGGGUCAGUGAUAACCCAAAUCUACAAACCGUAUACAAUGAUACGCGAAUCGAAGUUGGACACAGAAAAGUUUGUCAGACUUUAAAUCGGGCAGAAAAUUCAAUUUAUAUCACUGUUGACGCAGUGGUCCUUCGGUCAAGGGUUAAAUUCUGUCAUCCCGUGGCAACGAGUCAUGAUUCAUCGAUGAUCCGAGUACCAUUAGUGCAGUUCGAAAGGUGUAUCGCGGUUGAAAUUGAUUUCAAUUUCAUUUGACUUUUCUUACCAGACGAAUCGUCGCCACGGUUUUUGCAAAUUUUAUUUCCAAACAGAGAUGUCGAGAUUCUCAAAGUGUGAAGACACUCGUACCUGGUCAUAGAUUGUUCACUAGCUCUACCGUGUAGAUAAUUCGCGCUGAAGAUCGAUAGACGGUCAACCCUUUCAUCCUCGAAUCGAAUAUUUCAUAUUGGAAAUUUGGGAACGCUAAGAAAAGGAACAGGAGUGAAUAUUUCUUCUCGAGAUUGAAAGGGUUCACGUCGAAUCCGGGCAUUGAACGAAACGAGGCAACGUUCUAUCCGUCUUCUUGUCAGAUACAGAAUUAUUUUUCUAUACGAGAAGCACAAUAGACGUAGCGGAAUGGAUGAACAAAUAUUUAUGAUAGUUUUAACGAACGACGAGUGGUGGUGGACUGUGCUCAAUUUGUCGUCGUUAUUGCGAUCCGUUUCAUCGAUCGACUGUUAAUUCAAUGAUACAAUGAUUUUCGAGUUGCUUAAUCCUUACUCGGUCAAGGUGAUUCAAACCCAAGACGAUUCGCGCGCAUACUUUUCUUUUCAAUCAUGCAUAGAUCGUACAAUUUGAAAACUCCUUUUAUCAGAAAAUGUGGAGCACUGUUUAAGAUACGAUCGCAAUAUCGAAAUGGAGGAAAAUUCACCUGAAUACCACGGGCUUUCGCGCCGAUCAAACGAUCGGCCGAUUAUUUGCUAUGAUUCCCUUCGUCUUUCUUUCUUUCUUCACCACGUCAAAGUAGUCUUCUUCGAGAACUCGAAGAUGGACGAAAAUGACGAGCACCCAUUUAAAGGGGUUACUUUGAAAUCACUGAUUCACCAACUAUCUGGUUAAGGUACAAGGGUUAACCUUGUCUGUGAAAUCUGAUAUUGGUUUCAACGUAACCCCGUCUGAACACAUGCACAGAAAACGAUCUUCGAUUCACCAAAUUGCACGGUGUUACGUCCAUUAAUCGAUUGAAGUAACGCGAUGAUGAUGAUGAUGAUGAUGAUGAUGUUAACGUCCAUUAAUUAAGCGAUUCGAGGGAUUCGAAAGGUAAGGUUCACGCGCGGUGUGGAGGCGGGGACCGGUUUUCCACCAAUCAUAUAUCGCAUAUACUGUCUCUCCAAUUUUGUUCUUUGACAAGCUUCGAACCCUACAACGAAGAAACCCUAAUCCCCUUAUUUUUCAAAUUCGAAAAUUUCUCUACCCCGUUCGUCAGUGUUAAAAUUCGUUCUCCGUCCCUUAAUACGUAUACGAAAAUCAACCCCUUUUCCUUGUUCCACGUUUCGUGACUUCGAACGAGCAACAGGAUAAUAAUCUUCACCCUCCACCUCCACGCCGCUUGUUUUCUUCCUGUUUUUUGAUCAGAAACAUUAUUUUUCUAACGCAUGCUUCUAUAUGACGUAGCGUCACUCUAUGAAGUCUAUAUAUAUAUAUAUAAUGAUAAUAUUGUACCAGUUCCACAGAAUGGGAUGUACACGUUAUGUAUAUACACACACAUACCAGAUACCCAUAUAUUAUAUAUAUAUUUCGUAGAAGUUUAAGUACGAGGAGAUACGUAGUGCGAAAAUAAUCAAUUAGCUGGCAAUACUGUAAUAAAAAGAACGACGAUGGUUCACCAUUUCGAGAUCCUUUCGUAGGCUUCGUUUAUAAAUGUCUAAGAAAAACUUUUCUUCAUUUUUAUUUAACGUAAGUAAAAUUAGCUGAGGUGUGCUGGUACCCGAAAUUAAGGGUCGUUUAUAAAACUUUUUAAACAAAUCAUCUUUGAAAUCGAGCUUAGGUACUCAAUAAUUUUGGGUACCCUCACGUUCCUAGCGUUUAUAGAAAGUUUCAAAAUCCUGACUCGUCAUUUCGAGAACUGGCACACUCCAACAAAAUUAGAUGUUUCUACGACACGAUAGAUAUUAACAUUCUUUUUCUUUUUAUUUUUUUUUUUUUUUUUUUUACGUUAUUCCUCGAAGAGGUUGAUCCACGUCAGUGAACAAGCACAAAACGUCGGUACCAAAUGUGCAUUACUAAACCCGUGAAAAUAAUACUACUCGUGUGCAUUAGGUACGACCCAACACACAUCCACACAAGGUAUUAGAUCUCUAUUUUAAUCGCUUAGUUAUUCACAAGUACAAUUACGAACGCCUUUGGUGCGCCACGUUGAAUUUCCCUAAUACAUACACGUUUUUUAACGAUCCAAGAGUUAAUGCCAACGUAUUUUACGAGGACGUGCGUUCAAAGCACUUCUUUCGACGAAACAUAAUAAUAAUAAAAAAGAAACAUUACCUAAUUCUUAACACGUUGCUCAAGGUAUAAGGUCGAAGUGUAAUUAAGAAUUUUUACGGGAACCUUUUUAACUGUUUCUACGCGAACAAAAAUAAAAAAAAAAACAGAUCACGAGCUUUUUUACACGACGAAAGGGAAAGUGGAGGAAACAGCAGUUGGGAAAUUUUUAUGAAAUAUCUUACAAUUUGUCUGUUCAACGUGGUCGCAAUUGUACCUCAACAACGGUCGUGCCUAAAUAAGUGAGCGAAUUAAGAGUUCGAUAACGAGGAUCGAAUGAAACCUGGAAUCUUUUUCGACAGGGAACGAAAAUAAUUUUGAGGACGUAGCUCGGUUGAAAUUGAGUCUACCCCAAGUUCCUUGACCGUUCGAACCUAUUUUUUAUGCGAAAUAACAGUCGGGGUUUGUUCGAGUGCCAAGCUUUUCGAAAAGUGUCUUUCCUCGGGAGCCCGUUCUUGCGACAUGCGAUUCAACUGGGUAUCGCGCAAACAAAUGAAAUUUGAUCAUUUUCUAAUUGUCGAUCGAUUUUCUGCGCCAGUACAGCCGACAUUUUGGUACUGUGCAGGAUUAAAAAAUAAUCACGAGUUAUAUUUUACAAAAUGUUCCAAGUUUUAUUUUAUAAAAAUUAUUAGUAUAUCACGUUGUUCGCGUUAAAAUAAAAAUUUUAUCAUUUAUCAAGACCUACGAUAAUCAGAAUUGAAAAUUAAAAUAUUAAUUGUCGUAUAAAUGAAAAUCAAAUAGGAGUGGAGAAUUUUCAUUUACAACAAUUUGGAAUAUUCUAUGCGCGACGAGAUGCUCAAAUUUCGUUUCCAAUGUACUCAACGAAGCGAUAGAAACGAUUUAGAGAAGACAUUGAACGAAGAGUAUAACGUAGAAGGAGAUACGUAUUUUAAUAUCGAAAAACGAGUCGUAGUGUUGUAUUUAGAAAGAAUCAACGUAGAACGAUACACGCGUAAACGUACACGUAUGUAUGUACUUUCAGGUUGCAUUUCGAGGAACGAUUUCGAAGGGUCGCGUCUCUUACGUUAAUUAAACAACGAUGUUAAAAAAACGUUGGUUCGAUGUAUUGAGUGUGUAUUUAUGUAUAUGAUGUAAAAGCUGUUACUGGCCGACAGAUUAAAAGCAUGUCGAUUAGGAGGACUAUGUGGUAUCUGAAAUAUUGCUAACCUCGACCAUUCGCUAUUUCUUUUUUUUCUUUUUUUUAAUAAUGUUUAGGAAAAUAGUAUAAAAUUUAUUAUAUUCGAAUGAAAAAAAAUUUUAAAGCUCGAAAUCAUACGUUGGGUGAGCAAAGAUCCAAGGGUUAAAGGCUGAAAAACAAUUCACUGGGAACUCGAAGAGAACACGAGAAAUCUUAUCGUGUGCUGUACUUUGCGUAACAAAGUAAGCUCGGUUUAAUUGGACAUGACGGUCGUGCCAAGAAACGCGUAAAUUGACGGCGCUGGGUCUGCACUCGUCCAGACAAUAACGUAUUGGCGUGAAAACAACGGACGAUAUUUUUGUAGCUGGGUUCGCGAGAACGGAGGAGAAACACGAAUUCCUAAACGGCAUUGUUAAUGGCCUCGUUUACCCUAUUCGUUUCCGAGCACAAUGGCUCUUAUUCGCUCAUUUUUCUAUCGUAAAAGUUCUCCAUUUAUUUUUAUUCGACCAUGGAAAGUUGCUUUUGCUUCCUAUCGACAGACACGAUGUUUCAUCGACCAACACAUCGGUCCAACAGAAAUUACAAAACAUGUGAUAUUUUCUUCCUAUGUAUACGUAAUUCGGUCUCUUACGAAUCGAUAUAUACACGAAACGUAAACAAGAAAUCUGCAAUGCAAAACGUGCCACAACGAAGCCUCUAGAACGCCAUUUGCACAUUUAUGAUCGAUUGUAUCCCAGUCGGUUUGUAUGACAGGACGACCGAGUCAACGUCCCUCCUCGAGGAAUUCAUUCCACCGUAAAUUAGCUAUGUAAACCAGCUGGUCGAGACGAGUAGGAUAGAAAAUUCCGGAUAUCCGUUUGCUCGACAAAGAAUCGAAGAAUCGAGCACUCCAUGAUAAUUCAGAAGAGGAAAGAAAUUGUUAGAAAAAGAUAACGGUUGAAAGGAAAGAAAAAGGCGACGAUGGCUUGUCGUGACGGUUACCUCGCACAUUGAUAAGUAACGGGUCGAGAGAUCACGGUAAUAAAAUACCCUCGUGAAAUGAGUAUAUCGCGCCGAUUAACAAGGCUAAUUAGUGCUGCACUGUACGCGGACGAGCUUAAAAUUCGACGAUUAAUCGGUCGACUGUCGAAAGCAAACAUUCGACACGGUUCAAGUGCUCAUUUUGAAUUACAAAAUAGGCCGGACGCGUCGCUGAGGUUAUUUUAUGAGAGAAAUUAAAAUGAUUCAUUUGAACAGCUCGUCGAUAUUCAAUUAGAUGGCAUAUAAAACACCGAAUUUUUGAAGAAAUUAUGAUUAUAUAUUAUAAGAAAUGAUAAUUUAACGCCAUUAAUGGAGAAGGCUAUCAACUACUUUCUAAACUCCAAAGCCUAAGUACCGUGCGUCGUCGACCUUCCGGCAGAAGAACAAUUCUGUAUUGAAACAAUUGAAUGCUUGAUAAGAUAUCUGAUAUCAAUAUUCGCAGAAAUAUCGAUAACCUUUAAUUAACAAUAAGUAAUAUCUCAACGCAAUUAAUUCAAGAACAUAAAACAUUUACCGAAAGAGGAAAAAUAUAACAAGUUUAUGUAGUGUUUAUCAGUAUCAAUUUUUUUUUUAUUUCGACAUAAGAGAAAUUGAGUCAAAUUGAGACGCAAUGAAGAAAACAGAAAACGCAAAUGAAGAGAUAACCGAGGCCCAUUUUGGCGUGGCGAGGAUCGAGCACAGAAUUCUCGAAAACCUCGACGAAUUUAUUCGCAUGCCAACCACGUGAAUCAGACAGCCGCGAAUUGCAGGUUCGACUUUAUUUGCGCAACGAUAUUUCCGGUCGCGUUUCGACCGUGAACGAUCCCCGAUGAUUCUCGCCUUUGCAUCGCUUCUCUUUCCACCAUCUUUACCGUGUUGCAUAAACUCUACACGAUUCUUCGUUUAAGCCUUCCAUUAAUACCGAACGAUUUACCUUCUGAUCGAAUGAAUACGUUAUUCUUAUUUUAUAACCGAAGCUAUAUCAUUUUUUAUACAUUGCACUCGAUUGGUUGUAAAACGCGGAUCGUUCGUACAAAUUAUAAUUCUUGUGAAAUUCUUCACUAAUUAUCAAUUACUAAAUGAUGAGAUAAGAAAUUUUUCCGUUUCCGAUAGUGGAUGUAAGAAAUAUGUUAAAAAGGGUUGAAAAGAUUGAGAAAUAUCAGGAAGUUUGUUAAUUUCCAUUGAAUCGAAUCCCGUUCAAAGAUCGCGCGGACGAAAAUAAACGAGCGGUUACAGCGGCCCGAAAAAUCCCAAGUUCAAUGCUGAAAUGAAAACAAACAGUUCUGCUGUUCGUUCGGGUAGCGAAGUGUCGGUCGUAAACUGCUCAACAUCCGGUCACCAAAAUGCCGGGGCUCGACUAAAAAUACCGAUCGAUACCGAGCGUCCGUUGUGUUCGAUAGCGACGGAUUCUCUUCGUGGAUACCUAAAGUACAAAAGCUAACACGAAGAAAACUGUCCAACGACAAGAUGUGAUAAAUCAACGACAGAACCGACAGGAUUGACGAUUCUCUGGCAUCGUCGUCGCCAACGGUACACGGCUGACAGCGUCGGGACGCGUUACUAGCCGAUGCUAUUUCGACGUGAAAAUAGUGGGGCGUCUCUCUAUUUCGGUCGAACGAGCCAGGGCCGUUCAGUCUGCGGCCUAGCUUCCUCACCAGGAGGCCACGAAUCCGAAUUUCCUUACCUUAUCGUCGUGUUCUACAGGAAAAAUCGUUUUCCGUCCAUGAUUUGUUAAAGGAAAAAAAAAAACAGAAAAAAAACCAA